UGCCCGGGCGCCCGGACUGUCUGAGUGAGUGAGCGAGGCCUGCGCUCUCUCUUAACUGUGCGGCGGGGACUUGGUGCAUUUUGAUUUAUAUUAUUUUCUGCCCCCUUUAUUCCCCACUGCAGCCAGCAGUCCGAGUCCUGGAAUGAUGUGUCCAGCCUGAGAGGCUCGGCUGCGCCCUCCCCGACCCGUUUCCCCCCUCCACCCACUUAAACCCCUUCUCCCCCACCGAGAGAUGGUGCCCAGUGAGGAGAACCAACUGCUACCCACAGAGGGGAUGUUCUGGAGUUGCAGACAAAGUAUCUUUGAUGAAAUGAAGAAAAAGUUCUCUCAGUCAGAGACUGCAGCAGAUGAACCACGGGUGCUGUGCAUUGUUCAGGACACCACCAAUGCCAAGGCAGUCACUCAGCGGCUCACCCUAAACCUUCCUGCAUCAACCCCACUCAAACAGCUCUUUGAUGACGUCUCAUCUAAAGCGGGCUAUGUCAAUGGCACCUUCGAGUUAGUCUGGAGCAAUGGUCUGAACAACGCCGACCAAAGCCCCCUGGAUUACACUAGUGCAAAAUCUCUCUCUGAUUCUGGAUUUGAACCAGGAAAGAAAAAUUUUCUUCAUCUCACAGAUAAAGAUGGUGAACAGCCCCAGUUUGCAUCGGAUGAGUCUGGUACAGCAGAAAGCAGUGGACAUGAUGACAGCACUCAGGAAAGGAUUAUUGGUCCUCAGCUGAGGGAAAGCACCAUGGGCUGUGGAGAAUACAGUAGUCAGAAUUACUCGUACUCUCCUGUCCUGGGAAAAUCAGAAACUGGAUAUGUUGGAUUGGUAAACCAAGCUAUGACCUGCUACCUGAACAGCUUGCUGCAGACGCUCUUCAUGACUCCUGAGUUUAGGAAUGCACUGUACAAAUGGGAGUUUGAAGAAUGCGAUGAAGAUCCAGUGAUCAGCAUUCCUUAUCAACUCCAAAGGUUGUUCGUCUUGUUACAAACUAGUAAGAAAAGAGCAGUGGAAACAACAGACGUGACCCGAAGCUUUGGCUGGGAUAGCAGUGAAGCCUGGCAGCAGCACGAUGUCCAAGAGUUGUGCAGGGUCAUGUUUGAUGCAUUGGAACAGAACUGGAAGUAUACUGAGCAGGCUGACCUCAUUAACCAGUUGUACCAAGGGAAAUUGAAGGAUUAUGUUAAGUGUCUGGAGUGUGGCUAUGAGAGCUGGAGAAUCGAUACGUACCUUGACAUCCCACUGGUUAUCAGACCAUAUGGCUCCAAUCUGGCAUUUAACAGUGUGGAAGAAGCGUUGCAAGCGUUUGUUCAGCCUGAAACCUUGGAUGGCCCCAAUCAAUAUUUCUGUGAACGCUGCAAGAAAAAAUGUGAUGCGCGCAAGGGUCUGAAGUUCCUGCAUUUCCCAUACUUACUGACGCUGCAACUGAAGCGCUUUGACUUUGACUAUACCACGAUGCACAGGAUUAAGCUGAAUGACCGAAUGACCUUUCCAGCUGAGCUCGACAUGAGUCCUUUCAUAGAUGUAGAAGAGGAGAAAUCUCCUCAGACUGAGAGCUGCACGGAUAGCGGUGCUGAGAACGAAGGGAGUUGUCACAGUGACCAGAUGAGCAAUGACUUCUCAAACGAUGAUGUUGUGGAUGAAGGGAUCUGCCUGGAGAAUAACACUGGGGGUGAAAAAACCUCAAAGGCAGGGAACGAAAAGGGUACCUGGAUUUACGAGCUCUUCUCGGUUAUGGUUCAUUCAGGGAGUGCUGCUGGUGGACAUUACUAUGCCUGUAUUAAAUCAUUCAGUGACGGACAGUGGUACAGUUUCAAUGACCAGCACGUUAGCAGGAUUACUCAAGAUGAUAUUAGGAAAACGUAUGGUGGCUCUUCGGUGACCAGAGGCUAUUACUCCAGCGCUUUUGCCAGCUCCACCAACGCGUAUAUGUUAAUCUACAGACAAAAAGAAUCUACAAGAAAUGCAAAGUUCUUGGAGGUCCAUGAAUUUCCUGAACACAUUAAACAUCUGGUCCAGAAGGAGAAAGAAACAGAAGAACAAGAAAAAAGGCAACGGGAAAUUGAGCGUAACACAUGCAAGAUUAAACUGUUCUGCAUGCAUCCCAUGCGGCAGAUAAUGAUGGAAAACAAGCUGGAGGUUCACAAGGACAAGACCUUACAGGAAGCUGUGGAGAUAGCAUACAAGCUCAUGGAUUUAGAAGAGGCAGUUCCACCUGACUGCUGCCGCUUGGUCAAGUAUGAUGAGUUCCAUGAUUAUUUGGAACGCUCUUAUGAGGGAGAGGAGGAUACUCCAGUUGGGAUGCUCCUUGGUGGAGUUAAAUCGUCUUAUAUGUUCGACUUGCUCCUGGAAACGAGACAACCUAAUCAAGCUUUUCAGCCAUAUAAAUCGGGCGAAGUCAUGGUGAAAGUGCACGUGGUUGACCUUAAAACAGAAACUCUGAUUCCACCUGUCAGUGUCCGUGCUUACCUUAAUCAAACAGUGGCAGAGUUCAAACAGCUCAUUUCCCAGGCGACGGGACUCUCCGCUGAGACAAUGCGUAUUGUAUUGGAACGUUGUUGCAAUGACCUGCGAAUGCUUUCUGUGCCCAACAAAACACUGAAGGCCGAAGGGUUCUUCAGGAGUAAUAAGAUAUUUGUUGAAAGCUCAGACACCCAGGAUAAUCAAGUGGCUUUCACUGAGUCGCAACUGUGGCAUCUACUAGACCAGCAUGCCAAUACCAUUCGGCUCUAUGUUUCAUUGCCAGAACAAUCGCCAGGAUCCCAAGGACUAAGGUGUCUCCACCAAAAAGCUGCAGGGGAUCCAGGCAGCCAAGAAGACAGUUACGAAUGUGUGAAAGGGUCCUCGACGCACAGGAAACCUGUGGAAGCCAUUUUGGAGGAAAGCACAGAGAAAUUAAAGAACCUGUCACUGUUGCAGCAACAGCAGUCGUCUUGCACUCCAGGAGAAAAUGGCGAUGGCAUCAAAAGUGCCGAAGACAGUGACUUUGAAACCAUUGAGUCGCCAUCACAAGAAGCAGACUCAUCGACCUCUGUGGACAAUAGAGAGCUGGAAAACCGGAUUCCCCCCUCUGAUCCAGAGACCCCACUCCAGUCAGAAGAGCGGUCAGAUUCUGAUGUAAACAAUGACCGGAGCACGAGCUCCGUGGACAGCGACAUCCUCAGCUCCAGCCACAGCAGCGACACUUUGUGUAAUGCCGACACGGCCCCUAUCCCCCUGACCAAUGGACUGGACUCUCACAGCAUCACGUACAGCCGCCGCUCAAAGGCCAAUGAAGGGAAGAAGGAAACAUGGGAUACAGCGGAGGAGGAUUCUGGGACAGAUAGCGAAUAUGACGAGAAUGGGAAGGGCAGAGGAUUGACACGGUACCUGUACUUCAAAGCAGAGCAGUGCACUUCUGAGGAUGGAUCAGGUGAUGGACAGAAAAGAUUGUUGGUGUUUGUUGAUAAGCGCAUCACGCUGGCUGCCUUCAAGCAACAGUUGGAGCCAUAUAUUGGAGUUCCAUCAUCCCAGUUUAAAGUCUUCCGGGUCUAUGCUAACAACCAGGAGUUUGAGAGCGUUCGAUUAAACGAGACUCUUUCAUCAUUCUCCGAUGACAACAAGGUAACUAUUCGACUUGGAAGAGCUCUACAGAAAGGGGAAUAUCGUGUUAAAGUGUACCAACUACUUGUGAAUGACCCAGAGCCCUGUAAAUUUCUGCUCGAUGCUGUGUUUGCUAAAGGCAUGACGGUGCGCCAGUCAAAAGAGGAGCUUCUGCCUCAGCUGAAAGAACAGUGUGGGCUGGAUCUUGGUAUCGACAGGUUUAGACUGAGGAAAAAAACCUGGAAAAAUCCUGGAACAAUCUUUCUGGACUAUCACAUCUAUGAGGAAGACAUCAACAUCUCCAGUAACUGGGAGGUUUUCCUUGAGGCACUUGAUGAGCCUGAGAAAAUGAAGUCCUUGUCACAAUUGGCAGUGUUGACCAGACAGUGGAAACCAUCCCAUAUGAAGCUGGAGCCCUUCCAAGAAAUUGUCCUGGAUAGCAGCAACGUUGAGGAGCUGAAAGAGAAAUUACAUGCAAUAAGUGAAAUUCCCAUUGAAAACAUAGAAUUUGCUAAGGGCAGGGGAACUUUUCCAUGUGACAUUUCAGUACUGGAAAUUCACCAAGAUUUAGACUGGAAUCCUAAAGUCUCAACUCUGAAUGUCUGGCCACUUUACAUCUGUGAUGAUGGAGCAGUCAUCUUUUACAGGGACAAGACUGAGAUCCAGAUGGAGAUGACCGAGGAACAACGCAAUGGGCUACUGAAGAAAGAAAGCAGCCGGCUGCAAAAAUCAGGCCACCGUGUGAAUUACUCACCUCGCAAAGAGAAAGCACUGAAGAUCUAUCUUAUUGGCGAUCCCAGCAAAGACUCCAGCCAGGAAUGAAAUUCGGCCCAGCCUGGCCCAGCUUGGGUCGUCCCUGGAACUGAAAUCUGAUUCACCACUGCUGUGUAGAACUCCUGUGGCUAUCCCAUUCAUCAUUAGGUGUACCUAAUGACACCAGCACUGAUUGGCUUAUUGCCCACCAAUCAGAAGCCCAGUGCCCAGUUGGGGGUCACUGUCUGACUUUGAAUCAUGUCGUGCACUAUAGUCUAUUGUACUGUAAAGUUAAAAGGGAUGUGCAAAAAAUGGGGUUAAAACGAUUGAAGAUAAUGCGGACUCUGCACAUAUGCGAGAAAUGCUAGACCCCUCUAGCCAAUCGGAAUUUUGUAGCUGAAUAAAAGCUGUGCACAGUCCUAAGAAUUUGUCAUUUAUUUUAUUCAUAUAAGUGUGCACAUACCUCAUUGAUGAAUUUUUAAAAAUGCCUACUAUAUAUGGGAUAGGGAGGGGAGGUAUUGAUGGUUAAUGGAAAUGGAGUGCCAUCAGAAUUGCAGAACAAGAGGUGAUUCUUGAUUAUAAAUUGAAUGAAUGUUAUGAGCAGCUUUUACUUGGCCUGCGUGUGGUUUGUAAAUCUGCGCCCACUCAUUUUGUCAUAGGCGUAGUGACUGUAACUGAUUUACUUUUGUCUCCCAGGCUGUGGAUUUUGAAGUUCCAGCACAUGUAUUGUUUCAGCGAAUGUACAGACAUUGAUAUAAGCUGCGGCUUGGCAUAGGUAACCAGAGUGAGGACGUUGAAUAUUAUUUGCCUCGGGCUUGUUCGAGCGUGCACACGCAGGCAUGCCACGCAGACAUGGCAGGCAUGAUGUAAGCCACAUGCAAACAUGCCACACGCCCAGACACGUAUCACACACGCACACACACCACACACAAAUGUCGCACAGGCACGUGGUACAGUGUUAGAGGGCUGCUUGAACUGUUGCAUUUUUAGGUGCUUUCUUUCUUGUCUGUUCAGUUGGUAUUUAGGCAUCAAUAAUUUUUAAUGCCUUUGUUCAGAAUUUUGGUUUUUACCUACCUUAAAGGCAUCUUGGUUCUAAUUAUGUAUAUUGUACUUCCUGUAUCAAAAAGGUUUAAUUACUUUGUGAAUCUUGUUCCAUGAAGAAGCACAGAAUGAUUUUAAUUUUCUGUUGUAUUUAAUUGAUUUGACAUAAUAGAUCAUAAGUGUGAAUUUAUUUUCAGCCAGUUCAAAAAGAAAUAAAUUGAAAGAAAGCAGUUGGAAUGAUAAGCUUGUUUCAUGGCUAGAUUCACUUCACACACUUAACUGAAGAGCAUUAGGAAGUGGAAUCUUUAACUGCUGCACAAUCUCCAUCACCAUUUUCCCUCUAGGAUUUCCCAGGAGGCCCCUCAAUUUUUAAUGAGACAGAUCAUCAAAAAUGUUUUCUUUUGGUGAAAGUAUUUUUUCAUGGCCAAUGCUGUUCACAAUUGAGUAACAUGUCAAUAAAACAUUUAUUCAUUCAA
Molecule: messenger RNA, 5838 nt
Organism: Carcharodon carcharias (great white shark)
Lineage: Eukaryota; Metazoa; Chordata; Chondrichthyes; Lamniformes; Lamnidae
Gene: usp47
Product: ubiquitin specific peptidase 47
Exons: 29
Coding region: 233-4390 (1385 amino acids)
Biological process (GO): protein deubiquitination
Cellular component (GO): cytosol; nucleus
Molecular function (GO): cysteine-type endopeptidase activity; protein binding; cysteine-type deubiquitinase activity
Source: RefSeq, a predicted model, not a curated record